Molecule: messenger RNA, 1086 nt
Organism: Phytophthora infestans T30-4
Lineage: Eukaryota; Oomycota; Peronosporomycetes; Peronosporales; Peronosporaceae
Product: alcohol dehydrogenase, putative
Exons: 3
Coding region: 1-1086 (361 amino acids)
Molecular function (GO): oxidoreductase activity
Source: RefSeq, a predicted model, not a curated record
AUGCUGCGCGCGGUUUUUCGCUUUGCAAAGCCAUCCAGGCGCACUGCGCAACUCGCGAGCAAGUCGUUUGUCGGAUCAGGCUACGACAUCCCCAAGACGCAGACCGCCGUCAUGUACGAGGCCGACAACUCGCCGCUCCAGGUGCGCGAGGACUGGCCUGUCGCUCAGCCUGAAGAUCUCAAAGCUGGCGAAGUGCUGGUUCGUAUUGCAUACACUGGCGUGUGUCAUUCGGAUCUGUCGGUUUGGGAAGGCGGAGGACCUCCGCUGCCCAAGCAGUUCCCAAUGAUUGGCGGCCACGAAGGUACCGGCUACGUCGCAGCCAUUGGUGCUAAUACCAAGACGAAACUUAAAGUGGGCGACGCGGUGGGAGUCAAGUGGCUUGCACACACGUGCUUAGGCUGUGAGGACUGCCGUAAAGGUUACGAGACUACCUGCGGGGAGGCAGGCGUUCACGGCUUGACCUGCCACGGAACCUUCCAGCAGUGGUGCGUGUCGUUCGCAGACCACGUGACUCCAAUCCCGAAGACUUUGGAUCUGGCAUCGGCUGCUCCGAUCCUAUGUGCCGGUAUGACGGUGUACAAGGCGUUGAAGCAGAUCGGCGGCUCGCCGGGUGAGUACGUGGUGAUCCCUGGCGGUGGAGGUGGUCUAGGUCACUUGGCGUGUCAGUACGCGCGUGCUAUAUGGGCUACAAGGUGCAUUAUUGACUUUAAGGAUAGAGACGUGAUCGACCAGGUUCGUGCUGCUACGGGUGGACGUGGCGCCCAUGCUGUCAUUGUCGUGGCUGGCUCCAAGGACGCGUACAAGGACCCGCUCAUGUUCCUACGUCCCCGCGGCACGCUGGUUGCGGUGGGUGUACCCAAGGACACGGCCGUCGUGGCCCCUGUCGAGCCGUUGAUCCCGCUGGAGUUCCGUAUCGUCGGCUCCAACGUGGGCAGUCGUCAAGACGCCAUCGAAGCCAUCGACCUCGCAGCCGACGGUCAUGUCAAGAGCUCGUACACCGUUGAGCCCUUGAAAAACCUACCCGAUGUCUUCAAGCGCAUGCAUGCUGUCAAGUUGCGAGGUCGUGUCGUGCUGGAUUGCGAGUAA